UUUGGAAUCAUUUGAAUGGAGUCGCGUUAGCCACGCAGUGCUAGCUCCCAGCGCAGUUGAGCACACGCUGUGCAUUCCGCUCGCUACGAGCUCAUUUUAAUUCAUCAGCGGUUAGCAUUGACAUUUAGACAUGUACUUUAUACGCGUGUGGUUUAUUUCCGUCCACUCUACGACACAUUAUUAUUAUUAUUUUUUUUUUAAUCAAUUUGAACGAGAGACGGAUGAACGCGUGAAUGCGCACGUGAGCGUUUGCUAGCUACGCUAACAUGUUGGCGAAUGCACGCCGCGCCACGAAAUGAAGAGACAAUAGUUGUGGCAUACAUCGUUAUUAAUAAUUAUCGUGCUCCGACGGGAACAACGAACGGGACCGAGUCGGUGCGAAUGUGUCGCGUCGUGGGACGAGAGAAGUUCUCAUCAAUGGCUAGCACUCACUUUAGCUAGUGUCACAUCGCGCUGUCGUAACUGUUAAAACAGAAUGAAUGCAAAAUAUAGAUUUUAUAUUUGAGCUCGGAAAUUUCAGACGGGGCACUCUGUACUUAAGGAGAGUAGUCUCACAGAUACUUGUUUAAAAAAAUAAAAAAAAUAAAAAAAAAGUGGUAAAAGUGAAAGUUCGUUCAACGGCUCAAGUAAACGAAAACAUAUUUAAAACAUGUUGUUGUUUUUCUUGCUGUGAAUGAUAUACAAUACCCGGGGUAGUAACUUGACAUUUUAGCAUCCAACUGCAUGUUUUUUGUUGUUGUUGUUUUUUUUUUUAAAACACUCUGGCGCCACAUUUCAUUCAAAUGUAGCCCGUAAGUUGUCACGCGCGGCAUUUUAGUUCUAAAACAAAACUGGCUGGAUAAGUGAAGUGUCAAGUUCAUAAGUAUAGUCCUUAAUCACCAAAGCCUCUCAAAUGUCUUUUUGAGAUGAGACGGAGCAUUUUUGAACGCCAGAUGAUGCUGGUUUAAAUAACGUUAUGGAUGGGACUAUCUGUUGUGUCGUUAUCAUUAAUGAUCCCUGGUUCAAGUUACUGUGUUCCUUCAUUUAUCUGAUGUUCCCCCCCAACCUUAUACUGUAAAAAAAAAUAAACACCCACGGUUGAGGUUAUCACUCUCUAACAUCACAAUCUAUUUCCGUCUUUUUUAACGUUGUGCCGUCAUCUGCAGAAGUUGACAAAAGUAACAAGCCCAUUUUGACAAAGGAGAUGAAAGUACAGAUAUCCAUUUUCAAAUGUACGGAGAAAUAAUUAUAAAUCCUCAAGUACAAAUACUGUACGUUACUGUAAAUUAAGUACAGUCGCAAGGUACUGUAUUUGUUGUUGACGUUACUUCAUAGCACUGUAUUCAGUAUUUAGACAACUAGCUGUCUCUACGAACAUGUUGCGUACAUUUCCAUUAAGUUUCUAGCUCUUUAAUGUAUUCAUUAAUACAUAUUGUACGUGCUAUAUUGGUCUCGCUUAAUGAGACUCCCUCCCAAAGCGACUAACACGUGUGUUGAGAAGCGUAGAACCUCCUACAGUUGCUCCUAACUUCCCAUUUCGAAAGGUCUCCUUUUACUUUGGAAUGGGGAAACCGAGUUCCAGAAAGUUCUCCCGUGUCCUGCCACAUUAUAAUAUAUGGCCCGCAGUUGGCUGCAACUUUUUCACGUCACCUCGACGAACCGACAUGCAAAAUGUUCAAACUUUAAGCUCACUGUGCGGAUCGCUCGCCUGACGCUUGAAAAUUUUUGUACUUGUUUUUCAGAUAUAUUUACUCACGAGUUUCCACUUGUAACAUUACCUCCUGGUAUCAGCUGCAUAUCAAACCCCAUAAAAGAGUAUGUGUUUCAGACCAAUUUAAUUUUAUCCUCUCCUUCUGUGGUCAAGAGGUUUCAGAUGUCUGUUUUCAGAUGUCUGUCGAAGGCGUAAGGCUCCAUGUUGGAGUGCUGCACAGAUGAUUUGAACACAGUUUGUGGCCCUGCAGUUGCUCCUGGUCGCUGUAGGCGGGCCGUUGGACAGAAUUUGACUGAUUAAAAGAGUGUUUCGCCAUCCUAAAACUGAAGAGCACACAGCAUGACUGUGGCCAAUGAAAAGUCAGGCUCAGCCAUGCAGCAGGUUCUGGACAACCUGAAAGAGCUGCCCACAGGCUCGGUUGCCAAAGACAUCGACCUCAUCUUCCUCCGUGGCAUCAUGGAGAGCCGCAUUGUCCGCUCCCUCGCUAAGGCCCACGAGCGCCUCGAGGAGGUCAAGUUAGAAGCGGUGCGAGAUGACAACGUUCAGCUGAUCUCCGAGAUCCUGGACGCUCUCAACAAGCUCCCCGAAAAAGACGCCGCCACUGCCGAACUCACCCAAAUCCUUGGGGAGCCUCAUUUUAAGUCUUUGAUCGAGGCUCAUGACCAAGUGGCUGCGAAGUGCUACGAGGUGCCCCACGCCGAGGUGAACUGCACUGCAACCUUGGCGAGUUGUCUCAUGCCCGCCGACGCCAUCAGGAUGAUCGGCAUCCAGAAGAAAGCCGGAGAACCGCUGGGGGUGACCUUCCGCAUGGAGCAAGGGGAGAUGGUGAUCGCGCGGAUCCUGCACGACAGCUCCAUCGACCGCCAGGGCAUGCUGCACAUCGGCGACGUCAUCCGCGAGGUGAAUGGCUGCCAGGUGGGCGGCGACCCUCAGCAGCUGCAGGAGAUCCUGAGGGACUGCAGUGGCAGCGUCACUCUCAAGGUGUUGCCAAGCUACAAAGACUCGCCGGCCCUCCAACAGGUCUAUCUGAAGGCACAUUUCAACUAUAACCCGGCCUCAGACAACCUGAUUCCCUGUAAAGAGGCGGGCCUUGCCUUCUCCAAGGGAGACAUCAUGCACAUUGUGAAUAAGGAGGACCCCAACUGGUGGCAGGCACGCAGUGUUGUGGGCGGAACAACCGGCCUCAUCCCCAGUCAGUUCUUAGAGGAGAAGAGGAAAGCGUUUGUGAGAAAAGACUGGGAUCUGUCGGGUAAAGGGAUGCUCUGUGGAAAUCUCACGGCGAAAAAGAAGAAGAAGAAAAUGAUGUAUCUCACUGCAAAGAACGCAGAGUUUGAUCGCUACGAGCUGCAGAUCUACGAGGAGGUGGCCAAGAUGCCUCCCUUCCAGAGGAAAACAUUGGUUCUGAUUGGUGCCCAGGGUGUGGGUAGGCGGAGCUUAAAGAACAGACUCAUCGUCAUCAAUCCUCUGCGAUAUGGAACCACUGUGCCAUUCACGUCACGCAGCCCCCGAGAAGAAGAGCGAGACGGACAGAACUACUGUUUUGUGACGCGAAGUCAGAUGGAGCAGGACAUCAAAGACAGCCGCUUCCUGGAGCACGGCGAGUACGACGGCAACCUCUACGGCACCAAGAUCGACUCCAUCCACCAGGUGGUGGGGGCCGGCCGCACCUGCAUCCUGGACGUCAACCCCCAGGCUUUGAAAGUGCUGAAGACUGCUGAGUUUAUGCCCUUUGUGGUCUUCAUCGCUGCUCCUGAGCUGGACACCUUGAGAGAUAUGCACAAGGCUGUCGUGGAUGCCGGACUUACAACCAAACUACUUACUGAAAACGAUUUAAAGAAGACGGUGGAGGAGAGCGCCAGGAUCCGCCGCGCCUACAGCCACUUCUUCGACCUAACCAUUUACAACGACAACUUGGACAAGGCCUUCGACCAGCUGCAGGAGGCGGUCGAGAGACUAUUGGUGGAGCCGCAGUGGGUCCCGGUCAGCUGGGUCUACUGAUGGUAAACCCCCCCGUACCCCCCCGACCCCAUCCGACUGGACACUGAGCUGUCCCGAGCUGCUAUGUCUGCCAUGUGAACGAGGACACUGCACUGCACACUAUGCAAGUCACAGCACACAGGAAGUGUACUUAUUUAUUGGCAAACUCUUUUAAUAUACUCAUCGAAUGGAUUGGGAGUAAUUUUACGUUUUUAAUGACAAAAAAAAAAAAAGCAACGUUGCCAUGUCCUGUUAUUUAAUGUUACACUUAUGUAAGUUGUCUAUUUAUUCUGCUAAGGUAAUGAAGGGCUUGCUUAUUAAUGAUACCUCACCUCAGUGUUUGUGUUUACACUCUUGUCAUCUCAUUUGCCACUAUUUGUACUGUUGUUCUCCUAGUCGUCACCACCCCUCAACCAGGCUGCUUUUUUUUGGCCUCCGUUUCUCGUUAAGUGGAAAUUCAGUUGAAUUGAAGGCUCUGUCAUGGGAAGAGAAGCCAAUGUGUCCGUCAGCCAUUUCUCUUAGUUUGCCCAGCACAAGUCGCACGCGAACUGCGAACCUUGACGUUUCUCUCACUCCAUGUGGUGCUGCAUUUUACUUAACAAAAAAAAAAGACCUUUGAAUUAAACAGGGUGCUGUGUAUCAGUAAACCGUCCCUUUUGAUGUGAUCCCACUUAUACGGUAAAAAAAAAAAGACUUUUAAAAAGUGUAUUUUACUUAUUUCAGAUGUAUUUUCAGAUGUUUAAAUAAAUGUUUUUUUAAUUAAUGAA
Messenger RNA from Phyllopteryx taeniolatus (common seadragon), 4434 nucleotides. RefSeq names its product protein associated with LIN7 2, MAGUK p55 family member a (gene pals2a). NCBI's taxonomy places the organism in Eukaryota, Metazoa, Chordata, Actinopteri, Syngnathiformes, Syngnathidae. Gene Ontology annotation, molecular function: protein binding. Gene Ontology annotation, cellular component: cell-cell junction; plasma membrane. The coding region runs from base 2030 to 3688 and encodes 552 amino acids. The record is from RefSeq and is a predicted model, not a curated record. The transcript is spliced from 13 exons.